This is a messenger RNA of Naegleria lovaniensis, 1491 nucleotides long. RefSeq lists its product as uncharacterized. Gene Ontology annotation, biological process: metal ion transport; transmembrane transport. Gene Ontology annotation, cellular component: membrane. Gene Ontology annotation, molecular function: metal ion transmembrane transporter activity. The transcript is spliced from 2 exons. NCBI's taxonomy places the organism in Eukaryota, Heterolobosea, Eutetramitea, Acrasida, Naegleriidae. The record is from RefSeq and is a predicted model, not a curated record. Bases 1 to 1491 code for a protein of 496 amino acids.
AUGAAGCGACUUGGGACAAGCUUGUUGAUUCUCAUUUCUCUCAUUGCCGUGGUGCUUUUUCUGAUGACUUUCCAACAACAUGAAUCAUCAAUCCAUGUACAUGCACACGGAGUUCAUCAUUCCCAUCAUCAUGAUCAUCAUGAAGAAGAAGAAGAAGCACAUGAUCAUCAUCAUUUCCAACAUCAUCGACAACUUUCCUCCAUUGAGGCUACCACAGUAAAAUCAUCAUCAUCGGACAACAAACCUCUUGAUCAUCCAUCAACAAUUAGUAAAACAACAACCACAGUAAAAGGAACAGAUUCUUCAAAACGUUCUACUCUCUCGGUAUGGAUUUAUUCAUUGGCAAGCUCGUUCGGGGUUUCAUUACUUUCUCUGGUUGGGGCAAGCUUGUUGUUUUAUGGAUGUUCAUCUUCUUCUCGAUAUUCAUCAUCAUCAUCUUCAGCAACAAUAACCACAAACGGAAAGAGCAAUCAUCCAACUACUGAAAAUAGAGAGCAACAACAACAACAAUAUGGAUCACCUAGUACUGGUAAUUUACAAUUUAUCUUGAGUUGCGUAGCUAUUGGUUCAUUGUUGGGUGAUGUUUUUCUCCAUUUGAUGCCAAUCUUGUAUGCUGCAACGAGCCAUGACGAAGAAGACGGACAUGAUCAUGCAGAUGGUGCUGCACAUCAACACAUUCAUGGUAAUAAUUCUUCAUCCUUUGUCAUAUUAUUGGCUUUUCUUGGAUGUUUACUGAUUGAAGUUUAUUUGAGAGUGAAACAACAACGAGAAGAAAGAAAUGCAGAAGUAAAACAUGGUGCCACUGUCGAUGACGAUCAUCAUCACCAUAGCACCAAUAAUAAUGGAAAUCGAUCGAAAACUAUGUCACAUCACCACCAUCACCAUCAUCAUAUUAAGGCAGUGGGUUGGCUUAAUUUAAUUGGAGACGCAAUUCAUAAUUUUAUGGAUGGAGCAGGUAUUGCAGGAGCAUUUCAAAUUUCAAUUCCUGUUGGAGUGGCAAAUGUUUUGUGUAUUUGUAUGCAUGAGAUACCACAAGAAUUGUCAGAUUAUGGUAUCUUAUUGAGUGCUGGAUUUAGUGUGAAAAAUGCAUUAUUUUUCAAUUUCCUUAGUGGAGUACUGAGUGUAGUGGGAUGUAUUUUUGGACUCUUGUUGACUUCUGAUCAUGGAUUUCAGAUGUUAUUUAUUAACAAGAAUCAUUUGAUUGCAAUGAGUGCUGGUAGUUUUUUAUACAUUGCCACAUCAAUGAUUCCAAUUGUGUUGGAAGAGCUUGUUCAAAGUGAUAACGAUUUUAGGCCGAGCAUUGUUGAAGGAAUAACCAACUCUGACUCGGUUGACUCUGAAAGAAAAGGCAAAGAUUAUCAACAACCACAAUUCGCUCGAAAAUUUAUCUAUGCCCUUAGUGGUGUUUUGGCAGGUUUCUUGAUUAUGCACUUUAUUGGCUCCUACGAAGAGCACGUGACGAAUCUUGUUUCUUCCAUGUAUCGUGGAUAG